CCUACUGAAAACCGAGUGGAUCUCUGUGGGUAGGUGCUACAAGAUCACAGGGCAGCCAUGGAAGAACUUACAGCAUUUGUAUCUAAAUCGUUUGACCAAAAAAGCAAGGAGGGCAGCGGCAGUGGCAGCAGCAAGAAGGAGACCAUCACCUACAGGGAAGUUUUGGAGACGGGCUUGGCUCGGGCCAGGGAGCUGGGAAACUCUGACAGCAACCUCCAGGACAUUACAGAGAAUAGCAACCACUGCCCGCUCCAUCUUUACAAAGAGCACACAGACAUUGACAAGGACAAGCUCAAAGACUACAACGCUAGCAGGAUCUCUGAAGGCAUCUACGAGUGCAAAGAGAAGAGGGACGACGUGAAAUCCGAGGAUGAGGAUGGGCAAACGAAGCUGAAACAGAGGAGAAGCAGAACGAAUUUUACAUUGGAGCAGUUAAAUGAACUUGAAAGACUGUUUGAUGAGACUCACUACCCUGAUGCUUUUAUGAGGGAAGAGCUGAGCCAAAGGCUGGGACUCUCUGAGGCCAGGGUGCAGGUAUGGUUUCAGAACCGGAGAGCAAAAUGCAGAAAACAAGAAAACCAAAUGCAUAAAGGUGGGUAUGGUGUGAUUCUGGGAACAGCAAGUCAUUUAGAAACAUGUAGGGUUGCGCCAUACGUGAACAUGGGAGCACUGAGGAUGCCUUUCCAACAGGUCCAGGCUCAGUUACAGUUAGAAGGUGUAGCUCACGCACAUCCCCAUCUUCAUCCGCAUCUGGCUGCCCACGCUCCUUACCUGAUGUUUCCUCCUCCACCCUUUGGACUUCCAAUUGCAUCGUUGGCAGACACAGCUUCCGCUGCAGCUGUGGUUGCAGCCGCUGCUAAAAGUAACAGCAAAAACUCUAGUAUUGCUGACUUGCGACUCAAAGCCAGGAAACAUGCAGAGGCUUUGGGGCUUUGACACUUUUAGCCAUUGAUUAAACAGUGACUGACUUCUCAAUUCUCUUCUCUGCCAUUAUAUGACUCUUCAAACGCCAAAUGGGUUGUUAAAAAUACUUUGCAAGUGUGCUAGAAAAAUUAAAGGGCCUAUACCUGCCUCUGUAGAAGAUCACCAAGGAUUAUUAAACAAAGGCAUCAUUUGGUUUAGUCAAUUAAACUCACAAUAAACUUGAAUGAAAUAUCAUGAAUUUCAAACAAUGUUUGCAACCACAGUGAUUCUGAAUCUGAAGACAGAUGGAGACAGAUAAGAACAUCGCCUUACAUAAUUUGGACAAAUGUGGAAUUUUGAAGAGGAAUGGAAAACAGAGAAUUUUUUUCUUUACUCUUGACAAAAAAGGAACUUGAGCAUUACACCAUUGGCUGCUUUCAAUUUUUCUUCUGCAUGUUUCUGAGAAAACCAACUUGGAAAAUUCAUAUACAUAGAUCGAUAUAUUGUAGAUAACAAAUCACUGGGGCUGGUCUCCAUUAAAAAUGGCAUAACUUUUUUGCCAAUGUUAUUACUCACUUCCAUAAAAUCCUUCCUUUGUAGACACAGUCUCCCGAACGUACAUGGAGUUUUGGAUGUAGAGAAAGCAAGAAUCGCCAUUCAUUAUGUGCAGCAGCCUGCUCACAAAAAUAGGCAGCAAUAAUUUAUUUAUUUUUUUCCAAAGAUCACAUUUGGAAAAAUAAAUCAUACAAUACACCAAUUGUUGGUGCUUUCAAUAACU
Molecule: messenger RNA, 1681 nt
Organism: Nanorana parkeri
Lineage: Eukaryota; Metazoa; Chordata; Amphibia; Anura; Dicroglossidae
Gene: SHOX
Product: short stature homeobox
Exons: 5
Coding region: 58-936 (292 amino acids)
Biological process (GO): regulation of transcription by RNA polymerase II
Cellular component (GO): nucleus
Molecular function (GO): sequence-specific double-stranded DNA binding; DNA-binding transcription factor activity, RNA polymerase II-specific
Source: RefSeq, a predicted model, not a curated record